GUUCACCUGCUGCGCUGCGGAGUCCGAGACCGUGUUCGAGGAGGUCACCCCCAUACCUGUCUCCACAGAGCCCGCCGAGAAAGAGAGACCUGCGCAGGCCAUCGUCGAGACGCCGGUGGCAGAGGGAGUGGUCUUCACUUUUCAGCUCCCGGACAACACUUCGAGGGAGGUUACGUUCAAGGCGAAGCCAUUGGGUUUGGAUUUCAGCAAAGCGGUGCCCAUGACCGUGAAAGCGGUGAAGAAGGAUUCCUUUGCAGACCAGCUCCAAAUCCAGCCCAAGUGGAUCAUCACACAUGUCCAGCGCAAGCCGCUGCCGGAGGAGUUGAGGGAUGCCAUGAAGAUCAUCUUGCAAGAAGUGAAGGACUUGCCUCAGCAGUGA
Molecule: messenger RNA, 379 nt
Organism: Symbiodinium sp. CCMP2456
Lineage: Eukaryota; Dinophyceae; Suessiales; Symbiodiniaceae
Source: the annotation of a GenBank genome assembly